This is a messenger RNA of Bombus huntii, 7177 nucleotides long. RefSeq lists its product as uncharacterized. The transcript is spliced from 2 exons. The record is from RefSeq and is a predicted model, not a curated record. Bases 1382 to 2224 code for a protein of 280 amino acids. Gene Ontology annotation, molecular function: chitin binding. Lineage: Eukaryota; Metazoa; Arthropoda; Insecta; Hymenoptera; Apidae. Gene Ontology annotation, cellular component: extracellular region.
AUACUCACUCGAAGCAGAUUCAUGUUUCGCAUACUGUUAUGUAGGUCCAUUUCGUCAGGAACAUAUCACAAGAAACAAGGUGAAACUUUUUAAUUCAAUGGUCACACAUUUUGAUUCGAUAAAAAAGAAUUUAUUGAAAUCACUGGAAAUACUGUUUGAAGAUUACAACGAAGAACGAGAUGCAAACUCGAUAUAUUAUUUUUGGUAACACAUAAUCAGAAAGUGCACGAUGCGAAAGAGUUACUGAACUUCCUCACGACAAGAUCAAGAUUGAAGAGCAAGGACGUCAAAUAGAAGGAUCUUAUAGAAAACUUCGAAGAGUAAGGAGAUUGGAGAACGAAGAAAAAACAGGAAGAAAGGUGCACGCUUCAGUAAGGUCAAAGAGAGAGUCCAUUGGCGCGUCUUCCAUGUAAGUCGCUUAUAUACAUUUGCUCCUUCUUUCCUUCCUCUUCUCUUUCUUUCUUUCUCCAUUCCUUCAUCCUUUCUCUUACUCUCGAAGAAUCGAACUCCUUUUCUACCUACCAAUCUCUCUCCUACAAUGUAUACCUCUACGAAAGUUUUCUCACCUGCGAACCCCCUGUUGGAGAACGAUCUAACUUCGAGGGAAACUUGCGUAUCUGUUGGGGUUGUUCGAAACAAAUGUUACAAACUGUACAACUGGUGAACCGAUUAACUAUAAUAUACCCUAUUUACCGAGUAACCUAUUUCAAAUAAAAAUACAUUCUUUACAAUAUCUAAUACUGUGUUUACUCACUAUACUUGCUUAUUGUUAUAUAAUAUUUUAUUAUACAUAUUUAUUCUUGUUAAUCGAUUAAGUAAUCAGGAUCGUUAAACUCAAAUAAACAAUCUUUUGCGUUUUACAAAUUACCCAACAAAGUUUGCAUAGGUAUCUUCUAUUUCAGACAAACGAAUUUUCAUCAGUUGGACAGAUUAAUAAUAUUUCAAUAUUACAUUUAAGAAACAGUUUGAUUUUAACAAAUUUAGCUAAUUUACUACCGAACAAAAUGUUUAAAACGUAUAUCAUGUGAAAUAAAAAAUUUAAUCUCUUCUACUUCCUACGCUAUUUUUUGGUUGUUUUUCAUAAAUUCUUUCAGAAGAAAAUAGCUCUAGGAAGACUAAAUGUUAAUAGUACGUUCAUAUGUCGUACACAAGGAAGCAAUAAUAGUCCGUAUAUCUCUUUUACUCAUAAACCAAGUAUCAUAAGAUAUUUAUUUUCAGCUCGUAUUUUCUCAGAAUUUAACAGAUAUUCGUAAUACGCGAUAAUAAAACAAUAAAUUCAACGAUGAUAAUAUAUUCGCUGCAGUGAUGAAACUAAGAAACAUAUUCUCUUUGAUUUUCGGCAAAUGAGCAUCGUUUUCUGUAAAUCAGUAAAAUACGCAAAAUGAACGUAUUCCUCGUUGCGUUUGAAAUUCUUUUCAUAUUUAAUUCGAUUCCCAUUGGGACGCUUCAAAUAAUUCCAUCUAAGCGAACAUGUGUAAUGCAAGGAACAUUUGAAAUCGUGGAUGGAACGUGUGCUAAUUAUUAUAUAUGUGUUUUUAACGGAGUUGAAUUCAUAUCAUACGAUAUGUCGUGCGCACCUACGAUGCUAUUUGAUCCCUCGCUAAAAUAUUGCACAUCGUCUACGAAUUAUGUCUGUAAGCAAAUUGCACCAUUGACGCCAAGUUCCACGUCAAGUUUGACACCAAGUUCCACGUCAAGUUCCACGUCAAGUUUGACACCAAGUUCCACGUCAAGUUCCACGUUAAGUUCGACACCAAGUUCCACGUCAAGUUCCACGUCAAGUUCGACACCAAGUUCCACGUCAAGUUCGACACCAAGUUCGACACCAAGUUCCACGUCAAGUUCGACACCAAGUACGAUGCCAAGUACGACGCCCAGUACAACGCCAAGUACAACGCCCAGUACGACGCCAAGUACGACGCCCAGUACAACACCAAGUACAACGCCCAGUACGACACCAAGUACGACACCAAGUACGACACCAAGUACGACACCAAGUACGACACCAAGUACGACACCAAGUACGACUCCAAGUCCUAAAUGCGUUACAAGUGGUAGAUUUCCAAUAACAGGUGAUUGUCAGCAAUAUUAUUUCUGUUACGUGAAUGGUGCAACGAUCAUCAGAUAUGAUCUUAAGUGCCCAAACGGUUUACAAUUUAACAGUGUAACGCAAAAAUGUGUAUUACCUUGUCCAGGUUUUAAGGCAUGUCCACCUUGUGUAUAGUCUAAAUAAAUUUUCUUGAAAUAGAUUAUAAAUCUCUUAAAGAUAUUUUCAAUAUAUUGUUCGACUAUGUUUUCAUUAAAAUUACAUCAUAGAUAAUAAAACUAUCGUAUGUAUAUGUGAGAUUAAAUAUUGUGAAAUAAAAAAUUUUCUGAAAUGUAAAAACGUACUGAAUAAUUCACCAUGAUACUCGUUUGAACAUGUAUCUAAGUUUUAGAUGAGAAUAAUAUAAAGUUUUGACAUAGAUACGAUAUAGAUACAAGAAUGUUAUAUAUCAUGAGAUAUUCAAUAUGUAUAUAUGUACAUUAUAUUUUACUUAUCUUAUUUCAAAAAGAAUUCUAAUUACUUCAUCUACUAAUACAAAUAGAAGAUAUAGGAUAUCGCUUAUAACGUACUAUGGAACUACAGUUCCAUGAUGGUGAUUCUAUGUGUAAAAAAUGAGUCAGUAAUGUAGAAUACAAUCUUUUUGUACAAACAAACGAAUUACGUCCGAUGAAUGGAGUAAACGACCAACGAAAAAGAAAAACAAGAAAAUAUACGAAAAGAGCAAACAGAUGACCAAAGUCUUAUUUCUGCGAACAAAUAUAUCGAUCAACUGCAUCGAUCUUUACAAAUGUAUUAAAAGUAAUGCUUAAAAUUAACGAUAUAACUUAAAGCUGGGACUUAAAAUUCAGAGUUAAAACUAAGGUUUAAAACUACAACUUAAAACGAAAAACAAACAAUGAGUCCUUCGUUGACCUCCACCGUCUAACACAGUUGCUUAGUAUUAAUUUAAUCGAAAUCUUAGAACUAGAACCUAUUUAAAAGUAAAACUAAACUAGAGAUAAUAGAUACUAAUCUGAGGUAUUUAUGGACCGUUGGAAUAUUAUUAGACUUAUACCAUAUAUUAUAUCCAAGAAUAUUAAAAUAUACGGAUGGUGCAAUAAAUACGUCCAUAUAAAUCUAAAGUAUAUUAGAUCGCAGUCCUGUCGGCAGCCUUUCGUAUCAAAAGAUUUAACUUGAAGCAAAAUUUAAAAAAAAUGAAAUUAUAACAGUCUGUUAAAAAUAAUAAUAAAGAAAUUUUUAACUUUUCGUUCUAAGUUAAACAAUGUAUUUUUGUACAAAAAGCAUGCAUACAUCAUAAAUUGAUUCUACUUGUCAAUAAAAUAUCUAUUCUACGUUAUACGUUUCGUUUGUUUUAAUUUAAUGCAUAAUUGGCAGAAGAAACUGGAUAAAUUGUGUAAAAGAUUCUUAAACAUGCUUGUAUUAUAUUUGAUACAGGAGAAAUUGAUAUUAUGUUAGCAGGAACAGAACAUGGAAAUCUUUUUGAUAAUAAAGGAAUACUGAGUAUUGAAGUUUAUUAAUAAGGAUCUGAAUGUAUCUAGAAGACUUAUAAGCACACAUAUCGUGUGCAAGUUAAUAUUAUCUAUUCCCAUGUAGGAAAUUAUUAUGGACACCAAAUCACGUUAUAUUUGACUCUUAAAUAAUUUCAUUAAAUAUGUUUUCAAAACCAGAGUACCACAAAUUAUGACAAGAAAUUUAAGUUCAUUAAGACAGAAAUAAAAUUUAAAAAUGACUCUGUUAGUCUUAUGCACGAUGAUAGAGGUAUCUUUCAAAUAUUUGUCAAUAAAAAUGUUAUUAAUUGUCGUUAGAAAAUUAUUGAAUCGUGCAUGAGUAGAAGUCGUGGAAGUUUAACUCGUAUAUAAACUUAAAUAAUCAUGUUUACCAAAAGAACCAAACCAUGUAACUUACCAAUCAUAGUAUGCAUGAUUGGAUGACGAAAUUUCAUUGCCUUUGUUUUCAUUGCCAUGUCAUUUGCUUCCUCAAAUCCAUGAACAGAAUUUGAUUUUAUGGCUUUGUUCGGAUAUGAAGUGUUAAACUCUAUCCAUAGGUAUAUGUUAUUAAUACUUCGCGUUGUAACCGAUUGUAUUUGAAAUAGAUAAGUGAAUAGCUAAAUGAAAAUUGAAGUACUACAUUAAAACUUAAAAUAUGAUAUUAAAUGUAAAUAAGAUACCGUUUGAGAGAUUUCAAGGAUUUAGUUAAUAUCAGAUAAAAAGAAAUAAAUUAAUUUAAUUAUUACGAAUUGAUGGUGUAACUGUUCUAAAUUUACUGUAGAAUUGUUAUAAAUUAAUAGCAUAAUUAUUAUAAAUUGAUGGUAUAUUGUUAUAAAUUAACAGCAGAAUUGUUUUAUAAAUGGUACAUUUUCUUCCAAACCGCAGUGUACACGGUUUCAUGUCUGUAUGAGUUGCGUGCGAGUUCAACACUUAUAUACUUGUAUACUUAUAUAUACUUGUUAUGACACGCAUACGAAGUGACUUAACCUUGUCAAGAUUAGUCGAAAGUUAACGAUUUUUCCAAUGUAACACAAUCAGAUCUAAAUGGCAUAACAUAAUAAUUAAACUGUUAAUAAGUAAGUUAAAGCGCUAGUUUAUGGCAAAAAUAAUUGUAUUAUAGUGGUUAAACAUGAAACUGACCAAAGGGAAAAGAAUUUAUAUAAUAUUUCAGUUUGUAACAAUAACAGAUUUUUCGAAACUCUUUUACAAGAUUUUUAAUUUUUACAACCAUCAUAAUAUUUUAAUUAAUUAUUAAAUAUAUAAAUAUCAUGUUUUCACACACACACAAUUCUGUUCUAGUGUCUAAUAUAAGAUUAUAUUGAAAUAUUGUUUUCAUGUUUCUUACGAUAGAAUUCCGUUCAAUUGAACCUGUCGUGCGACAAAUACCUAACUUCUAAGCAUUUACAAUUUCUCGCUCAGAUAAAUGAUAAAUGAAUUCAAUGACCAAAAAUUUAUUUAAUCGAGCACUACCUAAAGUUUUGUUUAAAUAAACGGAGCGCAUUCUGAUUAUUUACAAUCGUCGCGGUGACGUUAUAAAUUAUAGAGGGCGUGAGAAACAUUGACUUUAGCGGUCGGUAUUUCAGAUGAGGUCUCAUUUAAUUUCACGUCUAUUCUGUCUUUAGUUAAUGAUAUAACAGUAUAUAUUACCUGAUACUGCAUAUGAUGCCAUGACCCGUAAGAUGUAACAAGUCCAUUUUUAUCGUGUUCGACGAUUCAAUUGAAUUACAAAUUUUUAUAUUCGCCAUAGCAAAUAGAGAGCGUAAGAAACAUUCUGAUCUUUUUCGAGGUCGGUAUUGCAGAACGUGAGACACAAAGUCCUUCGUCGAUACUACCAUGACAGACGAAUAUCCAUAUAGAGUUAGAUCUAUCCUGUACAUACAUACAUCUCUAUCCGUUAAAAAAUCGCCUGCUAACUAUCAACAAGUAGCCGUUAGAAACGCCCCUCGCCCACACAUUACAAUUUCUCAUUUGUUUUUAUAUCGUAGUUAAGGAGAUCAAAAUCAAUGAGUCAUGUUAUCCAUGAACGCAACGAAGAACCGAAUAAACGUAGAGAAAGGAAAACGCCACGUAUUGAUCGUCGGAUAAGUAACCGCUUAUUGGAAAAACUCUCUUCUACAGGAGAGAAAACAACGACUUUAGUAUAUUAAAAUAACCUGACUUACCUAUAAUCAGUUAAUCGUUAUUGUAUAUGAAACAUUGUUAGAUGGCGCUAAUACACCAAAACCACGACAUUGUCAAUGAUCGGUGCUCAUAAUACGACAUCUCGCGAUUGCUCUAAUGCAACACUGCUUGCACGAGUCGUGUUAGGAUCGUGGGUGGAUAAUGUUCGGGUAGUGAGCAUGUUAUUUAAUGCUAUUCUAAAAGUGCUAAAAGUACGACGAUGAGAGUGGUGUUCAGUGGCUUAUUCGUCGAAUAUUCCUUACAUAAUCCAUAAACAUUGGUUUGUUAGCAUAAACGUAUUCUUAUAAUUUACGUUGUAUAACAGAUUUAGAAUCGCUGAAUUAAUACUCGCAGCUAUAUUCAAUUCCUACACACGAUAAGCCCGCGUGGCACGAAUUAACAGUGAAACCAAAUGUUCCUUAUCCAUAAUUUGUCUGUGUUUUAUCUUCGUUUCUAAGCUCAUAAUCAUAGCAAUUGCACAUAGGCGUCUAUAAUACAUGUUAAGACUUUCUGAAGACUUGUAUAAGCGAAGGAAUCUGUUAUUAUUCCAAAUUCAUGUUUUAAAGGUAAGAUACGAUUCUUUACAUGAUUUAAUUAUUACUUUCUAAUUGUUAAUUACUUCCCAUUCGCACGACACGUCAUAAGAAACUUACAAAAUAUGGUAGCUGGUACAACGUAGGUAAACUUUAUCUAUGUAAAUUGCUUAAUUCGAGUCAGUCAUGCGUACAUCGAUUUAAUUUCUAAUUUUGUUUUCUUUCAUAUUUUGUAAGAACUAGUCAGAGCAGAUACAAGAUUAUGUAAUAGUUACCAAGCACUUAACGUGAAUAUUUUAAAAGAAAAUAGAGGAUGGUAAUACAAGAUAUAAAUUUUAAAAGAUGUUAUCACUAUCAACUCGUGCAUUUAUUUCCUAAUCAAAGAAAAAUGCAAAAAGUAAUAUUGUUUCAAGAAUUUUAAGGAUAAUGUGGACACUGCAUAAUGCUGCAGCAUGUUCUUGAAAUAGGACACCAAAUGAUCGAUUACUUUAUACCAAUAGACCUUUCCCUGCUCUAAUUCGUGUCGGUUGUGUGCGAUACGAUGAUACGAAACCACACGAAUUUUAGUUACAUGACAGAAAAUAUCAACAAAUAUAAAAUUCUGCGAAUGAAUACACGAUCGCUGAAUGUCAAAAUUUCACGUUCUUCGUAUGUUGGUAUGUGAUAAGAAAUAAAAAGCGCAUUUUAUAAAAAAAGAGAUAAGGCUGAUAUUGAGAAGAUAAAUACAUUUAAAUAUGUGUGUCUAAAAAACUGUUGAUAAUGCAACGUUUAUUUAACCACUAAUGAUGAAGGAUACGUAGAUAAGUAUUUCGUGUUAAAUAUCAAGCCUUCAUCAUAUAAUUAUUUAUUACGCAAAAAAUAUUGUUUUUAUUAAAAGACGACAUUUGUAAAAGAAGAUACUGCAAAAAAAUUUCAAUUAAAACCAAACGAACGUUAAUUAAAUAAGAAAA